This is a messenger RNA of Cajanus cajan (pigeon pea), 2059 nucleotides long. RefSeq names its product ARM repeat superfamily protein. Gene Ontology annotation, cellular component: spliceosomal complex. The record is from RefSeq and is a predicted model, not a curated record. NCBI's taxonomy places the organism in Eukaryota, Viridiplantae, Streptophyta, Magnoliopsida, Fabales, Fabaceae.
GUCAUCAGUAACAUUUUGUUUUCUUCCAGUGCACUGAUUUUCACUCCUAAACGACGACAACAUCGCGUCGUUCAUCUCGCUAACUAAACGCUUCUGCAAACAAAAAGAAAACUCAAAACAACAUUGCCUUAGGGUUUUCCUUCUCCGGCGACAAUGGAGGUUGCGAACGCUCGGAACCCCGCCACCAAGCGAAAAUUCGACGACGCCGUUUCCAACGGCGUCGCCACGGAGGCGAACACCGUCGAUCUCUCCCUCCUCGAAGCCAUCGAGAAAUCGCAGAACGCCGUUGAAGUCCUCGAUCUCCGCGCCCUAAAGAAGCACGUUCUCUCCUUCGAGCGUCGCUUGAAGGAGAACAUUGAAGCGCGCCUCAAAUACCCUAACCAACCGGACCGAUUCGCCGAUUCCGAACUCGAGCUCCACGAAGAGCUUCAAAAGCUCAAGGUCCUCGCCGGCGCGCCGGAGCUCUAUCCGGACCUCGUCAACCUCAACGUGGUUCCGUCCAUCGUCGACCUCCUCAACCACGACAACACCGACAUCGCCAUCGACGUCGUUCAGCUUCUUCAAGACCUCACCGACGAGGAUGUUCUCGACGACAACGACGAUUCCGCUAGGGUUUUGGUCGAUGCUCUGGUUGACAACAGCGCGCUGGAGCUUCUCGUUCAGAAUCUUCACCGGCUGAAUGAUUCCGACCCCGACGAGAACGCCGCCGUGUACAGCACGCUCGCGACGGUGGAGAAUUUGAUUGAGGUGAAGCCCGCGGUGGCGGAAAUUGUGUGCGAGAGGACGAAGCUUUUGAAGUGGCUGCUCGGGAAGAUCAAGGUGAGGGAGUUCGAUAGUAAUAAGCAGUAUGCUUCGGAGAUUUUGGCGAUUUUGCUGCAGAGUAGCACUGUGAAUCAGAAGAAGUUGGGGCAGAUGAAUGGGGUUGAUGUGGUGCUUCAGGCUGUGGCGAUGUAUAAGUCUAAGGAUCCCAAGAGCUCCGAUGAGGAGGAGAUGUUGGAGAAUUUGUUUGAUUGCUUGUGUUGUUUGUUGAUGCCUUUGGAGAAUAAGGAACGGUUUGUGAAGGCUGAAGGGGUGGAGUUGAUGAUAAUUAUCAUGAAGCAGAAGAAGUUGGCUUAUGGGUCGGCUAUUAGGGCGCUUGAUUUUGCGAUGACGAAGUACCCGCCGGCUUGUGAACGUUUUGUGGAUGUUUUGGGGUUGAAGACAGCGUUUGCAGCUUUCAUGGGUAAGAUUCCUGUAAGUAAGAAGAACAAGAAAGAAAGGUACCAAGAGGAAAUGGAGGAGCGUCUUGUGUCACUGAUUGCAUCAUUAUUUGGUGGAAUCUUGAGGGGUUCUAGGAGAGAAAGAUUAUUAAGUAAAUUUGUUGAAAAUGAGUGCGAGAAGAUAGACAGGCUAAUGGAACUAUACAUCAGAUAUUCAGAUAGAGUCAAAGCAGAAACUGAACGGUUGAAUCAAGUUGAGCUUGAUGACUUUGAGAUGGAUGAUGAUGAAAAAUACAACCGUAAACUAGAAUCUGGACUUUAUACUCUUCAGUUGAUUGCUGUCAUUUUGGGUCAUAUAUGGUGCUCAGAGCAUCCACAAAUGAGAGGGAGAAUUGAGCUACUUCUCAAGCAGAACAAACUUAGUAAGAAGCAUAUCGAGGAUAUACUUCAGGAGUAUCAUGACAAUAUUGGUGACCUUGAUGGGCCAGAAGAGAAGGAAAGAGCACAGACAAAAAUUCAGAAGUUCAUAUCGGCACUAUAGUUAAUGUAAGAAUUACAAACUUCAGUGGAAGUGAUUGAAGUUAUUCAUUUAACUGCAUGUAAAAGAGGAAUAGAUUAGUCAGGGUAAUCCGAUCUGCAAAUGUUGUUGAGAUCAUAGCCAUGUAGCGUUUUUUUUCACACUACUUUAUGUAGUAUAAUGGAUAUUAUUUUUCCCCCUUGGUGGGUGUCUUAAAUUUUGCUCCUAUAUGAAGCAAUUUCACUCCAAUAAGGAAAAACUUUAGUCUUUUACUAUGUAUUUUCAUAGGUAUAACUUGAAAUUAGCCUCCACAUUAAUAAAGGUAGUUAACUUUUUCCUUGCA